ACGUACAUCAUCUGUUUCUGUUGUCAUUAAACCGGUUUUGACUGGAGCUGGAGCAUAUAAAUAAUGUUAAAGCGCUCGUGCUGUUUUUAUCUUUAGCGGAAAUUCAGUGCAAAGCUAUAGACAGGUUGGUUGUGCGACAAUAGAUUCACAUCGCUCAAAAUAAGAAUAUCUAUCUAAAAAUUAUGACACAUAUGCCGUUCAAUUUUCUUCUUAAUGGCAUAUAUUAUAAGAUCUGUCCAAUACAUCUUAAAGUGCACUUUGCUAAUCAAGACUAACUGGCAUUAAGGUACAAAGUAAAAUACUAGGACCUAACAGCAAACAGUGGGAGUGGCCUUUUCAUCAGGAAGGGAACAAAUUGAAGGAGCCAGCUAGGGGUGCAGAUUAGGAAGUGAGGCAGGUUACCUGCCUGGAUUGAUCAGGGUCUUCUACCCAGGAGACUGAGAAGCAUAGCUUCUGAUUUAUGGAACUAUAAGAGAGACCUUACAGCCUAACCCCAAAGAUGACAAAUCAGAGCUCCGCAAAGGCAUUGGACGGUGGCUGGGGCUGGGUCAUCGUGGUGGCAUCUUUCUUCUGCCAGUUUCUGGCCUAUGGAUCCCCAAUGUCUGUUGGCGUGCUGUACCCAGAAUGGCUGGACACUUUCAGACAAGGCAAAGGCAUGACUGCGUGGGUUGGUUCUCUGGUAUCUGGGAUCGGGUUGAUUGCAAGUCCUAUUUGCAGUGCCUGCGUGACAAAUUUUGGAGUCAGACCAGUCACAGUUUUCAGUGGGGUUGUGGUGUCUGGCGGCCUGAUGCUAAGUGCAUUUGCUCCCAAUGUCCAAUUUCUGAUUUUCUCCUAUGGAAUAAUUGUUGGUAUGGGAUGUGGUUUGGUAUAUGCUGCUACAGUGACCAUCACUUGCCAGUAUUUUGACAAGCACCGAGGUCUUGCCCUUGGAAUAAUAACAACAGGUACAAGUGUCGGAGGUUUUAUUUGUGCAACUUUUCAGCAAGUGCUUGUGGAACUGUAUGGACUUGAGGGAUGCUUGCUAAUAAUGGGAGCGCUGGCACUCAAUAUUAUGGCAUGCGGGGGUCCAAUGAGGCCUUUGAAUUUUCCAGAAUACUUCCUGAAGCAGAAAGCAGCACUAGAACGCACGACAGAGCUCAAAAAAGAUACACACCAUGAGAAGCCUCCUAUCAAAGAAGAAUCCAUCAACAAAAAUACUUUAUCGAGUGUGGAAAAAGGGUUAACAGUGCUGAUGAGUGACACUAAAGACCCUUUAUCUUACGAAAAUAGCUUCCAGGGACGUUCUUCUCUUGUAAAAAUGAUCAAGAACAAUAAGCACACUUACUCAAAGUACAUAGACACGACUGCUGAGCUGUUGGAGGACAGGGUGUUUGUGGCCCUUUGCAUAGCUAUUUUUCUGUUUGAUAUUGGCGCGUUCCCACCUGUGCUGUUCAUGGAAGAUGUUGCCAGGAGCUCAGGCCACAGUGACGGAACUUACCUUGUACCUCUGGUUUCUAUCGUUUCUAUCAUGACAGGAGUGGGCAAGCUGGUGCUAGGUGUCCUGACAGAUUUGAAGUUUGUGAACAGUUUGUACCUGUACACUUUCACAAUACUUGGAAGUGGAAUUGCACUGCUUAUAACUCCGAUUGCAAACAACUACGCUGCACUUGCAGUACUUUCUGGGGUGUUAGGGUUUUUUUCUGGCAACUGGUCAAUUUUCCCUUAUGUGACCACCAAAAUCGUGGGGAUGGACAGACUAACACAUGCCUAUGGAAUUCUUAUGUUCUUCGGUGGAUUUGGAAUUGUACUAGGGCCCCCAGUCGUAGGCUGGAUCUAUGACUGUACAGAAUCGUACGACCUGGCAUUCUUCUUCAGCGGAGCCUGUGUGCUGCUAGCUGGAUUUAGCUUGCUGCUGGCAGCACUGCCUUGCUGGGACAAACCCAAGAAGGACCAUCCCAGACCUGAUAUCAAAUACACUAGCAACUGUGACAAAGUUGCGUCUGUAGCUUAGAUAACAUUUGAUAUACAUUUCAGGAAAGAUGAUUUUUUUUUUAUGCCAAGAACAUUGGAGCCAAUUUAGUACUGGUUUCAGAUUUUUUUUUUUUUUAAUAUAGAAAAACACUAGAUUCUACACAUGUGUCAUUUAAAACAGAAACAAGCAUGGUCCUAUUGGACUUUAGAUUUUAAAUUUGAAAUAUUUUUUCCAUAAGGGGAAGAUGUUUAUGAUCUAUUUGUCUCGUUAUAAGAGGCUUUUCUGUAGUCAUGUAUCUAUUAAGAGAUGACAACAUGUAGUAGAUUCUGUUUACUGCAAUGACUGUUUGCUGUUAUAUGUAUAUGUCAGUCUGGCCCAGAGGGAGAAGUAUGUAUGUAUAUAUAUAUAAUUAAACUGAAGCUGUAUACAUUUUUUUAAAACAGGAAUAUUGGCUAAGUAAUCCUUUACUGUCAACUAAGUGUUUUAAGUGAUUUUUGCAGAAUAAUACAAAACACCAGAACAGCCUUUAAUUGGUGAUAUUUUUAUUGACUGCCAUUGCUGCAGUUAUGCGACUGUUAAAGAAUAACAAGAGUAUGUCUUCUCGUACUGUGGAAUGUAACUAUGCACAUUCAGAAAUUCUUGUGGCUGUGCGUGCAUUAUGAAAGACUAUGUUUUUUGUUUGUUUGAUAAAAAGCUUAUGUUCCAAAAAAAAGCCCAGAAAAAAAACGUUUAUUGCUUUUGUAGCUGUGUAGCAUUUAGAUUGUAUUUGCCCAUUCUAGAUGUGUUUAAACCUGUACUUUUUUUAUUUAGCAUGUUCUAUUAUCUUUUCUUUCUUUUUUUUCAAAACAAAAUGUGCCAAAUAAAAGUAAAAAUCCUAAAUCA
Molecule: messenger RNA, 2833 nt
Organism: Acipenser ruthenus (sterlet)
Lineage: Eukaryota; Metazoa; Chordata; Actinopteri; Acipenseriformes; Acipenseridae
Product: monocarboxylate transporter 9-like
Exons: 7
Coding region: 500-1990 (496 amino acids)
Biological process (GO): transmembrane transport; monocarboxylic acid transport
Molecular function (GO): monocarboxylic acid transmembrane transporter activity
Source: RefSeq, a predicted model, not a curated record